Paramecium sonneborni is the source of this 1030-nucleotide messenger RNA. The record is from the annotation of a GenBank genome assembly. NCBI's taxonomy places the organism in Eukaryota, Ciliophora, Oligohymenophorea, Peniculida, Parameciidae.
UAAAAAUAAAAAUUUACAGUUGAUGUAUUAUCAGUAAAUUAAGUAAAAGUAAGUGAAUUAAAGUUUUGCGACUCAUGUAAAAUCUAUAAAACCAGCACAACAAUUCAUUGUAGAAAAUGUGAUAAUUGUGUUUAAGGUUUUGAUCAUCAUUGUGUAUGGUUAGGAUAAUGUAUAGGAUAAGGAAAUUAUCGUUAUUUUUAUAUGUUUAUCUUAUUUUUAACAAUGAUGCUUACUUUAUUUAUUAUUGUACAAAUCUUGCAUAUGAUUUAUAUGGAUGAUAAUGUAAUAGUAGAGUUAAUAAUUUAUACUCUAUAAACAUUAGGAUUUCUAAUUUUCUCAAGUUAUUUAUUAGUUUUGCAUACUUAUUUAAUUUUUGUUAACAAAACUACUUAUGAAUAUAUAACAAUAAAUAGAUUUGUUAUAAAUUAUCAUAAGUAAUUGUUUUAUGAGGGAUAAGGUAUUUUGUUGUAAAGAAGAUUAAAUAGAUUAUAUCAAAGUGUUUGGUAAAAAUUAUUAAAACCAAUUAGAUCUUAAUUCAUAUCAUUUAGUUAAAAUGUAUUAUUAUAUAGAAUAUAUAUAGGUUUAUUAAGAAGUACCAUCUUAUGUUGAAUAGAUAAGAAUUAAAUAAAAGAUGUAGUUUAUGUUUAAUGAUACAAUAGAUAAAAUUUAAUUAGAAGAGAAAACAAAAACUUAUUAAAGUGAAUUAUGUAGUGGUAAAUAGAAUAGAUUAAAGUCAAGUUAAAGAUAAAAUGAGAGUUCUUUACAUUAGUAAGAAUUUGAUUUUAGAUUUUUUAAAGUAGAAUCAGAAAGUAAUGGUGAGCAGAUGAAUUAGUUUUCUCAUGAUUCUUUAUAGAGAGAAUAAAAAACUGAUUUAAAAAUAUAUGGAUUAUCAAAAUCAUAACAUAUUUAAUAUAAUAGUUUGAAAGAUGUUUAGUAAGAGAUUUAGACAGUAAAAAAUUAAUAAGAUGAUUAAUUAAGUAGUUAAUUCAAUGAUAAAGAAAUUGUUUAAAUAGAUAGUAAAUAAGGAUGA